AUGGAGUCCACGACUACUUCUACAGGGUCCAAGACUGCAUCCAACACCGUUUCAAACCAAGAUGAACUUCGUAUUCGUCAACUUCUUCGAGAUCUUCAAGUCGAUACUGGAGAUGUGGUCUUAUUCGACCGUAAAUGCUCAUCCAUGGGCCUCUACGGCGGCGCUAUUUGCGUAUGUGCCAAGUUGUUUGGUCAGACACAAUGGGACCAUAAUGGAAUUAUUAUUCGUGCCCCUUCCUUGGCUCCAGAUGGAGCAUCUCCUGAGGAUCAACUGUUUGUACUGGAAGCAUCAAUCACGGGCGUGAAAUUACGACCACUCGUAGCUCGUGUGCUGCGCAGUCGUGGCCAUGAGGUCUCUUUACGUAAAUUACAGACGACCCGCACACCCGAGCUCCAAAAUAGAGCAUUAGAAUUCGCACUUAGUAGUUUAGAUACUCCCUAUGAGGAUAAUUUUGCCAAGUUUUUUAAUGCAGGGGUGUCGGUACCUAAUCGUAUUGCUCGUGAACGGAUUUUUGCAGCUUUAAUGACUCUAAAAAAAGAGCUUGCAAGAAUUGAGACGGAACUGGCACAUCGCGAUAAAAUGCCACUUUUUGAGAAAAAAGCACUUUUACACGAACGACAAGUUGUGAAUUUACAGUAUCAGGCACUAGGAAUGCAACUUCAAAAGACCGAACGAUCGAUGUUUGAAAAUGCCGUGGUGGAGAAAGAAGUGAAAAGUACGAAACUGUUUUGUUCGCAAUUGGUAGCGGGAAUGUAUCAGCACUUGGGACUUUUAUUACCGUAUCCAUCGGCCAAUUCGUAUCUGCCAAAACAUUUUAGUGCAACGGAUGGAGGAGAUUUUCUGAAACUACAACAAGGAGCAAGUUUUUUGCCGGAAAUUUCAUUGCGACAACAGUUAGAGAAACAAGCAACAACGUUUGCAACAAGAGUGCACGAAGCUAUGGAACGUGGACCACGGACUGUUAGUGAAACUGCUACGAUCGUGCAUUGUUUGCGACGUCAUCAACUUUUUCACACACUAAGUGAGCCAGAUUUAGUAGCUACAGCUUCGCAAUUCCGACGGCGUGUAUUGACAAAUGGAGAGGUGGUUUUUUAUCAAGGAGCUUCUGGGAAUUGUUUCUACAUUAUUGAGAAAGGUGAUUGCGAUGUCUUUGUUGACUAUGACUACCUACUAAAGACACAAACAGCACUGGAUGUGGUAGACUCCAAUGAUGCUCCAAAUUCAGACCUUAAACGGCGGAUUGCGUUACAUAAGCGGAAAACCAUUGCACUACCUGAGUUUAAGACAUCAUCAAGUCUUGUAGGCAAAAACGAGCGCGUUCAUGUAGCUACGAAAGGCCCGGGCAACGCUUUUGGUGAAUCUGCGCUUAUUUACGAUACCCCACGACGUGCAACAAUUCAGGCUAGCUCUUCCGACUCGGGUGACGACGAAGAAGCUGUAGUUUUGUGGCAACUAGAUAAGCGUACGUUUCGUGAGGUGUUAGCGCGUCAUCCGGGUACCCAACAGUCUCUAGAAGAACGUCGUUUUUUGCUUGAGAGUUUGGAGGACCACCCGCUGUUUGCCGAGCUUGACGAUCGUGCAAAGGCAUUGGCUGUACGCAAAUGCUUUCCACUAAGCGUGCGAGCAGGUACGACUAUCUUGCGGCAAGGCGACCCUGGCGACUACUUCUACCUCGUUGAAAGUGGCCGAUGUGAGGUGUCACGUCGCAAGCCAAAUGCAGCUAAACCUUUUGUGGAUCGGAUCAUUGGACGUGGUGCUAGUUUCGGAGAAGCUUCGUUGUUGUACAAUAGCCGUCGCGGUGCCUCAGUGAAGGCACUUGAGGAUGCCAAGAUAUGGUGUAUGGACCGCGCAAGCUUUGUCACAAUCACGCGCAGUGGUUCCAGUGCCCUAUACAAAAUUUUCCGGAAAGUAGGCACUACAGUCGUCUCCGGCUUGAGCGAGAGUUUUGCUACGGAACGUGACUUGCGUCGUAUGCUUACAGACCCUCAGCAAAUACAAAUGGUCAGGCAUAGUGCCAGCGAGGACGACAAUGGUAACGAUAAUACCGAAGACUUUGAAACGAUGGUAACACCUUCUACUCCACUGCCAUCAGCGCAAGCUUACACUCGUGCAGUACAGCUCGCGUUGUCACUUUUACUCAACGAUCCAUCUGGACUUAUCAACUUUUCUCAGUUUGCGCAUUUCCACAUCGCCUUGGGCGCUUCUAAUAUGGAUCAGCUCCUUCCAGAGGCUGCUUUCCGCGUUUUGAAGGCAGUGACAGACUCAUGUGAUGGCGGCAGUACCCGCGCAUCGAUACCGUCUGCAUCGCCAUCUCUUUUCGAUCUAGACGACCCAGACCAAUCUGCAAUCAAACUGAACAAUCUUCCUCGUGCUAUUCACCAGUGGGUUUCUACGUGUGACCCAACGGAAGCUGAGUCAGAGGAGCUAGAGUCGCCUGUGCAGAUGACACCUGGACGCUUGGCAUUCUAUGAGAGUUUGUUUGACUUGCCAGCGCAUCAAUUAGGUGACCAAUAUGUCACACACGACGACCUAGUGCGCGGAAUUACAGCGUUUGAAGUGGAGAACGCUCGAUCCAAAGGUAAGCAAAGUGACAAUCAUCCUCAAUCAGAAGAUACUUUGGCAGCCAAGGAAGAGUUUCGAGCUUUUCUAGCUACUCUCAAGUCUGACAUCAGCGCGCUGCGCACCAUCUGGCGAGCUGCUGAGCUACAAGCUCAUGGUGUAGACCGUGCUGGUAUAUUCAAUGACCAGCAAAAGCUCUCGUUCGAUGCCAGUCUUAAGUCUGGUUGGAUUUCUGCUCUUCGGCAGAACCCGACCGGUAGUGACUGGGAAUAUUUACAGCCCGAGAUGGAAGCUGAUAGUCAGAAGACGGCUUACAACAACAUCAACGCGACAAUCCAAAGACAACAGCUGACAGCCCAGGUUACUUCGUUUGCCGCUGCUAUCACCGCUGGUGCACUGGCCCGUACUGUGUGUGCGCCGCUGGAGCGGCUAAAAAUUAUGAUGCAAUUGUCCGCCCCUAAGCCAACACCCGUCGCAGCUGUGACCGCUACCGCUAAGCUUUUUUCCGGUACUGCGCCAUACCAGUCGUUAACGAGGGGUUUUUUGAACAUGGUAAAGCUCAGUGGACCGCGCAGUUUGUUCAGCGGAAAUCUCACGCACUGUAUGUGGGUGAUGCCUUCAGUACCCACGAAGUUUGUUUUGUGCCACGUCUACCAGGGGCAGCUUGGGCAUUUGUUUUCCGAAUCUUCUGCUCCUUUUGGUGCGAUUGGAAAUGGCCCUCGGGCUUCUGCGACUAUGGCUAACCUCGCAGUAGGUGGUCUCGCCGGUCUGACGCUGAACUGUCUAUUGUAUCCGUUGGAUGUUAUCCGUGGCCGGCUUACUGUGCAGCAAUACUACAACGCCAACCGUCCAUCGAGUGGCAUCAUAGAUUGUGCGCGCUCGAUCUGUAGCAAGGAAGGUUUGCGUGGAUUUUACCGAGGUUUUGUACCCGCAAGUCUCGGUGUCUUCGUUUACAUUGGGUGCAAUUUUUCCAUUUACGAGUCUUUGCGGCCAGUGUUUGUGCUCUACGACAGAGAAGACACGAGCAACCAGCUCGGUCACCUCAGUGUACCAGGUCAGAUCCUAUGCGCCACCACGGCAUCGAUAGCGUCGCAGUGCAUUUCGUACCCGUUCGACGUCAUCCGGCGGCGUUUUCAGCUACAAGGCGCUAAGUGGCACCCAGAGCUCGUGUUUCCGACGUACGAAAGCGCAUGGCACUGUGUAAAGUCGUCUAUAGAGGAAGAGGGAGGUGGUCUACGAGGUUUACGCUCACUUUACCGUGGUUUAUUCGUGAAUGCGGUGAAGGCGCUGCCGUCCACAGUGAUCUCGUUCAUCAGCUAUGAAAAGCUGCGUGAAAUGAAGCACAGCGCUGAUGACGUGUAG
Peronospora farinosa is the source of this 3921-nucleotide messenger RNA. The record is from the annotation of a GenBank genome assembly. NCBI's taxonomy places the organism in Eukaryota, Oomycota, Peronosporomycetes, Peronosporales, Peronosporaceae.